GGAAUCUAGGUAUUGGAUAGGUGUAAAACCUUAACACAUAGUGGGGUUAUCCGUGAGGGAUAGAUGCCUCAAGGGGGUUACACAAAGGUAAUUAGGGAUCGUUCACUUUUCAUCAUAAUUGACUUGCCUUUCCCACGGGAUCUAAGUAAAUUAACUACACAUUAUCAUUUGGUAAGGUAACUAUGAUUCAAGGUUUGACAUCUGGUUUGGAUAUUACAUCUGUGAGGAAUAUCCUGGUGAGUUUUGGAUUUAUUACAUUUUGUGGGAAACUAUCGUGGGGAGCUUUUGGAUAUUUUAAAAACACUUUCUUCCUAAAUAUGGGAUCUAACCGUGAUUUUUACUUGGAAUCGCUUAAAACUGGAAGUAAAUCCCAAAUACGAAGGAUGUACUUUUCUUUGAAGAAUAUAUUCCGGUAAUAUAUAAUUACUCCAAGGAUCUCCCAUCUCAGGUUGUCAAAUUUUUUUCCUCUUGGCAACAGCUGAUGGUUGGACUACUUUUACCGUUUUUUUGCAUCUGUGGAUACGGCCCGUUCUGGAUUUAAGUUUUGAACAAGUGGAUGGAAGAACUUUACAUUUUACACACAUCACAAGAAAGAUUGAUGUAGUGCAUAUGUCUUAGGCUAUCUCAGUCAUUUUAGGAUGAGAUUAACUAUAUAUAGUGAAUGCUUUUUGUGCGAAAUAUGGAAGUUAUACCAAGAAGACUCUGCAAGAAAACUGAGGAUCCAGUCAACCAGCCAGCAAAGUUUGGGGCUAUUCUUGUUUUGGAUUGAUGGCCAUGAAGACACAUGAAGACCGCAUAGUUGGGAUGUACCCUCCUGGAUGUACGCAAUACUGAUAUUCCAUGUUGGAUGUACUGAUGUGGACCCUAGUAUGGAUAGGUGUAGCUGCCAUUUAUUUGGAUUACUCGAGUAUGGAUGUAGCUGUGUAAGGCCUCAGUGAGGAGAAGAGCACUCCAAGUAUGUUACAGAGAACUGAAGACAACUUUUUCAAAGUAACUUGAAAUGUUUCUACACAAAGAUGAAGCCUUCCAGUAUAUAUACCUGAUAAGAUCCAUGGAUUCUGGAAUUAUGUCAUGUCUGUUAGCCCAUCAGGAUUUUAUAUGCUGUGAUCAUAGUGUUUACAAGCUUGUGUGAUGUUAAAUUACUUGACAUUCACCAGUGGAAUACAUUUUUACCCCCGAAGCCAAACUUUUGGAACAUACUUCUUCCUCAUACUACAAGACAAGACUGAUCCAGUUGGAUGUAUUUUCCAUUCGGGCAGCAACUUACUGUAUAGUCAACCUGGAAUGCGCUGAAUUACCCUGAAGUUCAUCAUCUUUUUUUUUUUUUUUUUAACCAUAUUAAUUUAUUAAGGUCUUAUGUUCCAAAUUUUUUUUUUUUAACCACAUGUCCUGAAAUCCAUAAAGAGGUCCAUUUCUGUGAUUGUUUUGUUUUUCCCUUUUUCCAUCCAGUGAAGAAAAUUAAGUAGUGGAUUAUACAUCAACAAUCUACUGGCCUGGUGCUCCACAGUAUUUGAAGAUAACGUGCAGUGCGAUUCAAGAGAGCCGUUUUUGCCUAAUUAGAUCAAUUGAUUUUUCCCCUUGGUUUUUCAUUCGGGCUCUCACAUUCUGACCACCUAGAUUUUAUUUGGAUUAGUUUCGGUAACUUCUUUUCCAAAAGUAGCUCAGAAAGCCGUGAGCGUGCAUAUGAUCACAGCCCAUAUGGACACCACGACCGCAGUGGCACUUUCGACAGACAGCGUCACUACAACACUGAUUACUACCGAGAUCGUUCUAUGUUUGCUGCUGCUGGCCCAGGGAGCAGUGCCAUUGGGGGAAGCUUUGAGGCAUCAGACCCACAUUUCGACUCUAGAAUCCGAGACCCCUUCACUCUUACUAAUUCUACACGACGUGACCUAUACAGAGAUGACAGAGGACGACGUGUUGAUAGAACCUACCAUCACCGUCGGAGCCGAUCAUCUCAUUCCUCACAGUCAAGGCACCCUUCCCCACAACGGACCACGGGACAAACCCCCAAAACUCCUCAUUCCCCUAAAAGAGCUCCUUUGUCCCCUGGGAGAGGCCCAAGAUCUCGAUCCCACAGCAGAUCUUCGAGCUCUGAUUCUGUCAGCAGCACCAGCAGCACGGGCAGCGGCAGCGAUUCAAACAGCAGCUCAAGUGAUGGGUCUCGGGCACGCUCUGUUCAGUCGUCAGCUACACACGCACCUCCUCAGUCUUCUAUGGUGCUUGACUCUGAUGAACCACGCAGAAGCUUUGGAAUUAAAGUGCAAAACCUACCAGUGCGCUCCACAGACACAAGUUUAAAAGAUGGACUUUUCCAUGAAUUCAAAAAACAUGGGAAAGUGACCUCAGUGCAGAUCCAUGGAGCAUCAGAAGAUCGCUAUGGUUUGGUGUUCUUUAGACAGCAAGAAGAUCAAGAGAAAGCCCUCAGUGUCUCCAAAGGAAAGCUGUUCUUUGGCAUGCUUAUUGAAGUCACUGCCUGGAAUGGUCCUGAAACAGAGAGUGAAAAUGAGUUCAGGCCUUUGGACGGGCGGAUAGAUGAGUUCCACCCAAAGGCCACAAGGACACUGUUUAUAGGCAACCUCGAGAAGACCACCAGUUAUCAACAACUCCUCGACAUUUUUCAACGCUUUGGAGAAAUUGUGGACAUUGACAUCAAGAAAGUAAAUGGUGUUCCCCAGUAUGCCUUUGUGCAGUAUUCUGAUAUUGCCAGUGUCUGCAAGGCCAUUAAAAAGAUGGAUGGAGAAUAUCUGGGGAGCAACAGACUAAAGCUUGGGUUUGGGAAGAGCAUGCCCACAACGUGUGUUUGGCUAGAUGGUUUGGCAACCAGCAUUACAGAGCAGUACCUCACACGGCAUUUCUGCCGCUAUGGACAUAUAGUUAAGGUUGUGUUUGAUAGAUUGAAAGGGAUGGCCCUCAUCUUGUACAACAACACAGACUUUGCUCAGGCAGCUGUAAGGGAGACCAAAGGUUGGAAGAUUGGUGGCAAUAAAAUUAAGGUGGAUUUUGCAAGUCAAGAGAGUCAGAUGGCAUUCUACCGAUCUAUGCAGUCAUCUGGUCAAGACAUUAGAGACUUCUAUGAAAUUCCUACUGAGCGACGAGAGGAUCGCAGACCUCCAUACCAUGAAUUUACAGCAGAAAGGGCCUACUAUGAGAAUAUACGAACCCCUGGCCUCUAUCCAGAGGAUGCACGAAGAGACUAUGCGGCUCGCAGCAGAGACCGUUUUCCUGAACUGGAACACUAUCAGGGGGAUCACUUUGACCCACGUUAUCAUGAAGACCCAAGAGACUACAGGGACUUCAGAGACCCCUUUGAGCAAGACAUCCGAAAAUACACAUAUAUUCAAAGGGAGCGAGAAAGAGAGCGAGAACGUUUUGAGGCUGAUCGCAGCAGGUGGAGCCCUUCACAUCCAAGGCGACCUAUUACUCCUACAGUAUCGCCUUCACCAUCUGAGCGUGCUCCCAGAGACUCAGAACGACGGGUUUACAGCCAGUCCUCUGAGCGAAGUGGUAGUGUGAGCUCAAUGUCACCACCACACUUUGACAAAUCUGAAAAGACCCUGCUGGAACAUGCCUCGAAGAGUGACAAGAGUGAGAAGAGCAGUCAACCAGAUCGUGUGCCAGGUGCUGAGAAAACCAAACGUGCAAAACGAAAAGAGAAAGGUGAUAAAGACAAAGUUGAGAAGAUUAAAUCAAGAAAAGCAAAGGGGCAAUCCCCAUCUAACCCACUGCCUGAAACAGAGCUUGAGACUGGUUUUGAUGGAGCGCCUGGAAGAGGAAGGGGAUCAGACCAAGAUGCUCAUGAGAGGCAGAAAUGUAAGGGGGAUGGUGACUCUCUUACUGGAAAUCAGUUGUCAACUGCUCAUCAUGACUCUGUAAAAAGUGAAAGAUCUGAAAUGAGUAAAGGUGAGAAUUCAGACUUGGAUGGAAAAAAUCGACUCAAGAAACAUCUGAAGUCUGAUAUUGGUAAUGAUGGGAAAGAUUCAUCAGUGGAUUCAGAUCGCCUUGCUGCAAGAAAAAGGCGCUUUGCUGAUUCUAGUGGAAGGACUAUUCGUCAGAAAAGAAGCAGGCAUGAGGAGGAGGAUGGUAUUCAGUCCUCUGACUUUGGUGCUAGUGGCACAUAUUUGAAAGAGUCAGACACUGACAAACACAAAGAUUCUCAAAGGAGAGAAUCAAGACUUAAAACUGAUAAAAGUGGCACUCAGAAGGAUGGUCAAGAGGACCUUAGAGGACAAAGAGAGAAAUCUGAGGGAUCUUUGGACCCACUGGAGUCAAAACGACAUCCAGGGAACACUUCAUCCAGAAGGUUUUCACAUGAGGGGAUUACAGACCAAAGCAGUGUAAGGGAACAAGAACACCAUGCUGCUUUCAAAUUUGGUACUCAGAAUGCUGACACUGACAAAAGUGUUAAGAACAAGGAAGACCAUGUUGACAUUGACCUCUCUCAGAGUUACCGCAAGCAAAUGGAGCAAAAUAGACGGUUGCACCAACAGCAACAGCAGCGCGAGUCUGACAAACCUGACAAACCAGGAAGUCCCCAAGGAAGUGAAACGGAGGACUUGGAACAUCGCAGUCUUGUGCAUGAAGUUGGUAAACCACCUGAGGAUGUCACAGAUAAUUUCCCGUCUCACAAACUUAAGAAACUAGACCAAUUUGAAACUGACUCAGGGAUUAAGAGGGAGCGUGUCUACCGGAGCUUCAGACAAAAAAGUGAAGAUCCGGACUGGAACAACGCCUCCUCUCCAGGGCAUCAGCACUUCUCUCACCAUGCAGAUGAGGACUUUGUGGAUCCUUCUCAGAAAGAGUUGAGUAGAAAUGAGGAAAAAAUUCACCCAGAUCUGGAGUUAUUAGUCAAAAGGACACACAACACACAGGUAAACAAGCCAAACACUCCUUUACUUAGUGUGGAAGAAGAGCAACAAAAGAGAUGGGAGAGCAGAGUUAAACAAGAUUUGUUACCCGACCUGAACUUUUCUAGAAGUCUUAGUAAAAACAUUCACAAUCGCAAGCGUUUGGAAUAUGGUAUUUGGCAUGACUUGGAGCCUGGGGAAGUACGAUCUGACCCUGAGGAGGACAGAGAGACCAAACCCAAUUCUCCUGUGCCCUCAACAUCUAUGCCUUUUUCCGAGAGGCCAAGGGUUGACAGGUUUUCAGACCCCAAACUAACACAUCUUGAAAGGAACAAAUUCUACUCCUUUGCACUUGACCAGACCAUCACACCUGAUACAAAGGCUCUGCUGGAACGUGCAAAAUCUCUCUCAUCUUCCAGAGAAGAUAACUGGUCCUUUUUAGAUUAUGAUUCUCACUUUGCAAGUUUCCGCAACAGAAAGGAUACUGAGAAGGUAGAAUCAACACCACGACCUACACCCUCCUGGUACAUGAAAAAGAAAAAGAUUCGAAGUGGCUCUGAAGACAAACUUGAUGACAGAAAGGAGGAGCCUAAGCCAGAGGAACAAGAACGCAGGGAACUAUUUGCCUCCCGCUUCCUUCACAGCCCUGUCUUUGAGCUGGACUCUAGACGACUUCAACACUUAGAACGCAAACAUGAAGAACCUGAGCAUACACAAAACCAACAACCCAGUCAGCAAGGAACAGUAGAUGGUGAUCUUGACUCAGGGCCAGUUGUCCUUUUCCAUAGUCGUUUUUUGGAACUCACACGACUACAACAACAGAAGAAUAAAAACCAACAGCUGCAGGAGGCAAAAGGAGACACAAUGGUCACGGAUGAGUAUAAAGUGGAAAAAGCCCCAGUUCAAGAGCAACAAACUUUGCAGUCACCUGAAACAACAGAAUCUAUCAUGGAGCCAGAAAUUAAACCCAUCAGUCCUGCUGAAGAGCUGAUUUCUGAACCCCGACUCACACCUACUUCUGUCACCCAAUCUGUGGUUAAAGACUUUCCUCCACCAGAAGAGAAAUGUGUUGCGUUAAAUCCAGCCCCUGAUCCAUAUCCUCCUGUGUCUUUCAUAAAGGAAGAGGUAAAAGAAAAUGAACCUGUUGUACCCCUGCACCACCCACCAAUUGAGACGUCAUCUGAUUCUGAACCUACACCAAUAGCAGCACCCGAUCCCAGUUAUUCAGUGGAUAGAUGUAAAGUUUCUCCAUCUGAAGGGAAAUUGGAUAUUGUAACUGAGGAUGUAAAACCUCUCUGUACAGAAAAACCAUGCCGCAGCGAUUCUCAUGAUGAGUUUGUUAGCAGUUCAGAAGCAGAACUGGAUACUGAGACAACACAACCAGAAGUGCCCGAAGCCACUAGUCCCAUACCACCUAGUCUUGCAGAGGAAGUGGAUAUAGUCAAGAAAGAGACCCAUUCCACUUGUAAAGCAGUAGCAGAGCAUGAGGGAGAGAAGAAACUUCAAGUUAGUAAAGUGCAGAUGCCUAUCGAUAAUGACACAAAUGACGAGCCAAUCUCACCUCAGAAAGAGCAUAAAACAAAAGAAAUGAAAAAUAAAAAGUGCAAACAAUCCCCUGCUCAAGUUGUUCCAGUCAUGUCUACCUCUGGUUCUGAGAAACAAGCAACACGCAAGAGUGAGCGCAUUGACAAAGAGAAGCUGAAACGUGGAUCAUCCCCAAGAGCUGAAUCAAAGUCCACAGGCAAAUCUCCUAUUCAUGGAUCAGAUCCUGAUAUGUUAGAGCAGAGCAUACCAUUAAUCAGAGCAAGACGAAGAAAUGUUAAAUCUGUGUAUGCCACCCCAGUUGAGGAUGAUGCGCCAGUUCGUUGCGGAAAGGAAAUGACCGAGUCACCACGCUCUGCACGAAAGCGAGGUACAGACAAAGAUGCAACACAACAAAAUAUUGAACAGGAUCCACCUGCUCCAGCCCCUACAACUAAACGGGGCCGUCCUCCCAAGAAUCGUAGACAAGGUGAUGAGAGUUCAACAGUUAAAGUAGAAAAAUCAAAAAUAGACAAUAAAGACACGGAUUCAAAUGAAUCAGAAAGCGGUGAACGAAUUCCAAGAGUGUCAAAAGGGAAAACAUCCCCUCAUGGCACAAAGAGUUUGUCGAAUCAGAUGUCCACAGUCCUAGGAUCUGCAUCAACAAGGAAGGCGGAAAAAAUUGAGGUGGCUGAGGAUGAUGAUCAGGAAAUGGAUUUCACAGAUGAAGAUUCCUUGGCUUUGCAAGAUUUAUCAAGUUCAUGUAAAGAAGAUCCAUCGAUAAAAGUUGACCAAAAGAAAGAGGAGAAAGACAAACAAGGAAGAGAAUUGGGCAGAGAUAAAGAUGUUCUCCAGGAAAAUGCUUGUGAGGGUAAAUCAAAUGGGAAAGAAACCGAUUCCCCAGUCUUAGACGAGAAACCCAUCUCCGAAAAAGACAGAAUUGUUAGAGGAAAAAACAAGUUGACAAGGACUCCUAAGUCUCCUGUCCUCAAGAACCUCAAAAUCAGACUAAAUGUCACAGAGGUCAAAGAUCUUCUUCAGUUAGGGGAUGAUGAGCUUGGGAAUCAAGAGGAUUCUUCAAAAAAGUUACCUGGUGACCACAGUGAUCAGUGCACUAAUGCGAACAGAGAAGGCUCCAACAAUGAAGAAAAGGAAAAUGCCAUUUUGGAAAAGAAGGAGCUCCUGGAAACGCCAAAAAGCUUAAUUUCACAGGAGCUGGAAUUGGAGCAGGCCGUGGAGAACAUCGCUAAACUUACAGAUCCAGCUUUUCCAUCAGAACAACUGACGCCAACUGUCCCACAUAGAGAAGUAAAAAGUGACCCAGAGGAAGAAAAACCUUCUAAUCCUGCUAGCGAGACAGAACUCAUGGCUGCUAUUGACUCUAUAACUGCUGGGGAAGCAAAUGUAUCCGUAACCCAAGCACCUCCACCAAGUGCAGAUGUAGGUUCAGAACCUGAGAUUCAAGACUUCAUUCAGCCUGCCAAGGAAGAUGAACCUGAAACAAAUACACCCGCUAUACAGGAGGAGCCGGUCUUCCCAACCACACCCAAAAAGGGUGCCAAGGGAAGACCUAAAACACCUAAACGUUAUAAAGGCCAAAAGCAAGUAAGAAAGGAUUUAAAGGAAGGACAUUCAAUAAGUGAGGAAUUGACAACUCCUUUAGCAGAAAGCACAGCUUCCAGUGUAAAGAUCGUUCCUGAAGCAACUCCAUCAGCCGCAACUGCUGCAGUUAUUACUCCUACUACUUGGAAGACAGAACCUCAGCCUUCAGCUGUCAAGGCUACAGAUGUCAACGCAGAGUCAGAGUCAUCUUCUGAAGAACACAUUCAGCAUCUUAAAUCUGUUAACCCCCAGUCUAAGAGUCCAAUAUGCCCAAAGCCUCAACAGGUGGCACCUGAGUGCGUCUCCCCUUCUCUGUCUCCAUUAGCGAACAGGCCAAAUAUCAGACCCAUUCAAACAAUUAGAAUUCCUGUUUCUCCGCCAGAUUGGCGCCACCAGACUAAAGAUACAGGAGUCUCCUCUUCACCUGUCAUGCCGUUGACAUCCAAGGAAAACCAGCCUUUACCUUCAGACUCUGAGAACGUAGAUAUAGAUCAUGGCACAAGUGACUUGAGACAGAUUCUUAUGAAACACAAAAAUACUUCAAUGCCAGGCAGUAGUUCUAUUCCUAGUAAUCUGCUCACCCUGCGAGAUCAGAACCCCUCUGAAAGUAAUACUCCAUCAGCUGUUGUGCCAAAUAAGUCACCACUACCCGAUAGUAGAAUGCCAGCUCAUCCAGCUCCACCUAUUGUUCGACCUCCAGCCUCACUACCAUCUCCUGAGACAAAGUCUGUGAUCUCUGUUAUUGCAUCCACUGCAACCUCUGUUAUCAGUCGUGUUUGCAACCCUCCUGAGCCCGAGGACAAAGUAAACAUGAACAUUAUUAAUCCCUGUGUGGACAUGGCUCUACCCAAACCAUCCUACAGGCCCAGCAAAGACGAUACUGGACCAUACCAUGGGCCAUCUGUUGGUGAUGAGGGGGGAAGUGCAGCACGCUUCAUUGUUGAGAGCCCCACUCUUGGUACAGGAUCUUGCCCAGGUUUGAGAGUAAAUACAUCUGAAGGAGUGGUAGUAUUGAGCCACUCAGGCCAGAAAACAGAGGGACCACAGAGGAUUAGUGCAAAAAUAAGUCAGAUCCCACAAGCAACAGCAGGUGACAUGGAAUCUCAGCAGUUGGUGUCCAUGCCCCAGAUUAAACAAGAAAUGUAUGGCCAUUCUCAUUCAGGACUUCAAAAGGGGCCUUCAUCGCAGACAGAUCAUGGGCAUUCUGGUAAGAUGCAGUCAACUUUGUCUUCUAUUAAACAAGAAAGCACUGGGUUGGAAAAAAUGGAAUCCACUUACCAAUCUGGACCUCAAGGAGUAGUGAAGCGCCUCGCACAGGGUAACCAGCAAGUAAUGAGUUAUCAUCAAGAGUACUUGCCAAUAAAACAUCAAAAGAAAAUGGACAGUGUUGAUCCUCACAAUACAGAUGGAGCUAAACCAUCUUGGACUUCUGCUAUAAGUCCUGCAAUAAGCCCACAUUUGCCCUCUCCACCUGGCAACCAUGUAGGUUUUGUUACAGCGGCUGGUGACAGAGCUCCCUCACAUAUAAGCGGGGUCAAACAGGAACCACGAUCACCUCGCAAGUCAGGUCAUCCACACUCUCCGUUUACUAAAGUGUCCUCACCCAUAGGCUCCUCAUCACCCAAGGGCAUACAAGUGAUGUUGUCCACUGGUCUUCCUGCCAUGCAACAGUUUAUUACUGGUGUACAUCAUCCAGAGCAGUCCGUUAUCAUGCCACCUCACAGUGUGCCUGGAGGCUUGGGACGGAUGUCUCCUCACCGUGUUACCCAGUCUAUUCCAGUGGGGCAUCUUGUCCAAGGAGAUGUUCGGGUCAAUACUCCACCUCUUUCUGUGAUGAGCUAUGGGAUGCAUAGUGAGCCUCUUUCCUGGUCUGGUCCCAUGCAGCAACGGCCCACCUCACCCCAAGCUGCUGGCAGAGACAAGGUUCUCAAGGUAAACCCCAGUUCUUUGAGGACUCAUGAGGGGGAACAGGAAGAUGCCAGACGCUUCCACCAGGCUCCAGGAAGACAAUCUGCCACACAGCUUAAACCGGAAACUAUGCAGUCAGAUCCUCGUGGGCCUUUGCGGAGUAAUGUCCAGUUGGAAACAUACAUGGCACAAAGAGAGAUGCGUGUGCUCUUGCAUCAACAGGGAGAACGUUCGGCUACAGACCCUCAUUCUGGACACAUUCAAGAGACUCCUUCCAACCUACCAUUAUCCUUGUCUCCAAGAGCACAUGUUUUGCCUACAGGCGUAUCUGAGAAGGAUAUAACAAAGCCAUUAGAGACAAAGAGGCAACAUUCCCCUCUUCCUAAAGAUGGAAUGAUGGGGAUCCGACAAUCUGGGCAAGCAAUGGCAUCUCCCCAGAGAGUUCAGCUAAUAACACCAGGACCUAGUGGCUCAUUCCCAGAGUACUCAGGGAUGUACUCAAACCCAAGAGGGAUCCAUUCUCAAAUACCAGAGACAUCUCCUGUUGGACUUAACCAGCCACCACUGAGCGUCACACCAGCCAUGGGUGCAGACCUUCAGGCAAAACCAGAUGGCAAGAUGACGCAGCCUGUUAAUAUGGUGCAGUUGCUUACAAAAUACCCCAUUGUGUGGCAAGGCCUGCUGGCACUAAAGAAUGACACAGCAGCAGUCCAGUUGCAUUUUGUCUGUGGCAACAAAGCUUUGGCUCAUCGAUCACUGCCACUACAAGAAGGAGGCGCAUUGCUUAGGAUUGUCCAGAGAAUGAGAUUAGAGGCUUCACAACUGGAGAGUGUGGCCCGAAGAAUGACUGGGGACAGUGACUUCUGUCUUCUCCUUGCUCUGCCAUGUGGACGAGAUCAAGACGAUGUCCUAAACCAAACUCAAGCUCUUAAGGCCGCUUUCAUCAAUUACUUGCAGACAAAGUUGGCUGCUGGUAUCAUCAAUAUCCCCAACCCAGGUUCCAAUCAGCCUGCCUAUGUGCUACAGAUUUUUCCACCAUGCGAAUUUUCAGAGAGCCACUUAUCCCAGCUCGCCCCCGACCUUCUCAACAGGAUCUCCAGCAUCUCACCACACCUCAUGAUUGUCAUCACCUCUGUGUAACCUUCACUGCUGGAAAUUGUCCCAUCGAUGGAUGUUCUUGCUGAUGAGCCUCAGGAAACCAGAGGAAUAUGAGAAUUUGUUUUUUCCUGGACACAAUGGGAAUGUGUAGGAUUGUACCCUGUCAACUUUUUGCUUUUUUCCCCCAUCAGUCUUUUUCUUUUUUCUUUUGUCACUCUGGUAUUUUUGUCCUUCUCAAAAGAACUCAGGGAUGGACCAAACCAGAAUCAGUCUUAUUUGACCAUUUCUCUGCUGUAUUUCUAUUUAUUGGAGUUUUAUUUUAAUGUUCGGAGAUGCUCUGAAGAAAAAAUCAGGAUGUUUGAUGAACAAGAAUGAGUGACUAUCUGGGUGGCCUUUUUCUUUCAUCUAUCUUUUAUUGAUUGUCAUAUUCAUUUCUUCACAACAGAGGAUCAUAGAAGCUGUUGUACCACAAUGGCUAAAAAGACAUUUCAACAUGUAAUUUUAAAUGAUCAUGUACAGACUUCCUCACCCAGGCUUUCUUUAGAGGAGGAAGAAUUAACUUGUAAAACUAUGGAGACCCUAUAGAGGACCACUUUCGUUUAACAGCUCCUUUAAUUCCACCAGCUCUGCUCAUUUUCUCACACUACUGAAGCAGUUACACCUCUGACACCUGCCUUUGCUUUGAACAAGCUACAGUAUGAUUUGGGUACAGGUUUUUGUUUUUGAAUACAGGACUUUGUAAAUAUUUUAAAUAUUUAAACUUUGACAAUGGAACUUGGACAACUUGACAGAGACUUGAACUCUGGGACUUACCAGAAAGCAGAGUGUGGAAAUUUAGAUGGAUAUCCUUGAUUUUUUUUUUUUUUUUUUUUUGGUGUGUAAAUACUUGUAACACAAGAAGGUUAGCAAACUCUCCUGUUGAGUCUGCUGAUGGCACUUCAUAUUUUGUAACUCAAAUAAAACAAACUCCAGAAAACUUGAA
Messenger RNA from Siniperca chuatsi (mandarin fish), 11958 nucleotides. Its product is annotated as msx2-interacting protein. NCBI's taxonomy places the organism in Eukaryota, Metazoa, Chordata, Actinopteri, Centrarchiformes, Sinipercidae. Gene Ontology annotation, cellular component: nucleus. Gene Ontology annotation, biological process: regulation of transcription by RNA polymerase II. The coding region runs from base 1773 to 11018 and encodes 3081 amino acids. The record is from RefSeq and is a predicted model, not a curated record. The transcript is spliced from 14 exons. Gene Ontology annotation, molecular function: mRNA binding.